AUGAGUUCUGCGAUAUCUAGUACUGGCACUCAACCCUACUGCGUGACCUUCUCCUAUGGCACUGACUACCUGUCGUUCGUCUGCUCCGAAAAGGAGGGCAUCGAGUAUCAAAUGGAGCCUUAUUGGAGCGGAUUCAGGGACCCGAUUGCGUUCCCCGUUUACACCGGAUCAAACGGUAUCUCGACUGGAACACAAUAUCCAGCUGGAUACCCGACGCCAUCUUCAACGACAAGCUCAAGCUCAAGCUCCACCACGACCACCUCUGCCUCGGGCACAUCCCCAGGGACCUCAGGGUCGUCUGCUACCUCGAAUCCAUCCGAUCACCGCGGCAGUUCUGCCCCCGUUGGUGCAAUUGUUGGAGGUGUCAUUGGUGGCCUGGCUUUUAUCAGUUUGAUUGCAGGAGCCAUCAUAUUCUUCCUAAUGCACCGUAGACGGAGACCACAGCCAGGACAAUACCAGCAGCCUGCGUCUGGUUUCCCACCAGGCUCUCAACCACCCGCUUCCCAAUACCCUCAUCCCGCAAACCCAGCCAUGAACACAGGUUUUCCUUCGAAUGCAUCGGCCCCAAUAAACCCUCUACCUGGCCAAGGUCCUCCACAGAACCCCCCAACUCAACAGCCACCGCGCCACGAAAUCGAAACGGAGUAUAACAAGCCCGAAUUAGAUAUAUCCAGACAACAACCCGAGCAGACCUACCUGAACCAGCAACCCGAGUUACCGGGGAUGCAGCCUCUUCAACCAGAGACUGCCCUUCCGUAA
Penicillium daleae is the source of this 759-nucleotide messenger RNA. RefSeq lists its product as uncharacterized. Bases 1 to 759 code for a protein of 252 amino acids. The record is from RefSeq and is a predicted model, not a curated record. Lineage: Eukaryota; Fungi; Ascomycota; Eurotiomycetes; Eurotiales; Aspergillaceae. The transcript has 2 exons.